CGCUUGUUCGGCGUCGGCGUCGCGACGCGCACGCGCCACGGUCAAUCCGCAAUCGACGUCGUGAAAUCCGCACUUUACGUUUUACGAAUUCUCUUCGAAACGGUUUAAUUAAACGUCCCACAAAUACUUUUUAAAAUGUGUCUGAUGCGUGUCGGAACUUCAUCGGUUGUUCGCUAAUCGACGGGUGAAUCAAGUUGCACAAUGACUAAAACAAUAAUUUGAAUAACUGCGAAACAUAUCUAACUAUCUAAUUAAUUGUAUGAAUGAUUAGUAAAUUGUUGUGAAAGAUGCACAUAAAUAAUAUUAACCGUACUAACAAUAAUAAUAAGAACAGUUCGUCGUCGUCGUCGUCGUCAAGAAAGAACAGUUCAAGUUCAAGUGGGUUUUUGAUAUUAAAGUAGAAAAGAGGGGAAAGGAAAAUGUUGGUGUUGUUGUUGGUAUCAAUUUUGCCGCUGGUUUCGGUCCAAGUCGAGUGUUUCUUGUUGGACGGUUCGACCGAUUCGUAUUCGCAAUUUCGCAAAUGGGGCGGCGGAACGAACGGCACGUUGGAGUUCGAAUUCAAGACGGAUCAGCCGAACGGACUGUUGCUCUACACCGAUGACGGCGGCACCUACGACUUCUUCGAGAUCAAGUUGGUCGAAGGCGCUCUGAGACUGAGAUACAACUUGGGCGGCGGCGCCCAGAUCCUGACGGUCGGUCGGGACCUGAACGACGGAAGAUGGCACAAAGUGCACGUGCAGAGACACGAGGAUCGCACCAUCUUGACCGUGGACGACCUGACUCAGAUGCGGACGUCGCGGGGAAAGGAAUUCGCCUUCGGCCGAUUCAAGACCAACUCGGACGUGUUCGUGGGCGGAAUGCCCGUCUGGUACAACAGCAAGUUGGCCCUGCUGGCGCUGCCCAGCGUCAUCUUCGAGCCGCGGUUCGUCGGCGCCAUCCGGAACUUGGUCUACGCGGACACCGAGGACGGGAAGGUCCGCAGACAGGAGACCCGGCCCAGAGACUCGAGAAGCGGCUCUAAGAAAAAGUGGCUCAAGAAACAGAGUUUGCGAGGAAACAGCAGCGAUGCGUGCGAGAUCCGCGAUCCUUGUCAGCACGGCGGAAUUUGCAUCUCCACAGACUCCGGCCCCAUUUGCGAAUGUCGCAACUCCGACUACGAAGGAGAGUUUUGCGAAAAGGAUAAGGCGCCUUCGGAAGCGGUGUUUCGAGGCACCGAAUUCCUGUCGUACGACCUCAGCCAAACCGGAGGAGAACCGAUCGUCAGUGCUCAGGAUUCCGUCAGCUUCUACUUCAAGACUCGACAACCGAACGGACUGCUCUUCUACACAGGCGAAGGAAGCGAUUACCUGAACGUGGCCAUCAAAGACGGAUGUCUGAUGUUGACGAUGGGAUUGGCGAAUGGAAAACAGGAAAUGCAAAUCAAACCCAACAAAGUACGAUUCGACGACAACCAAUGGCACAAAGUCAGCGUUCAUCGACGAAUUCAAGAGAUUUCUGCCAUCACUAGUUUUUGUCGUUUGUCCGCCGUGGUGGAUGGAGCGUACGCCGACCACAGUCACAUCGCAGGUAAAUUCACGAUGCUGUCGAGCGGUCGCGUUUUCGUCGGCGGCAGCAUCAACACACGAGCCUUGCCCGGAGCACGAGUGCACAAUAACUUUGUGGGCUGCAUGAGAAAGGUGGAGUUCGUGGCCGAUACGCUGAGGCUGAACAUGUUGGAACUGGCCAAGUCUGGCAGUCAUUUGAUCUCGAUCGUCGGUCGAUUGGAGUUCAACUGUCCGAACGGCGAGACUCUGGAUCCCAUCACUUUUACCACGCGCGAGUCGCACUUGAUUCUGCCAGCUUGGAACGCGAAAAAGUCUGGAAACAUUUCCUUCAAGUUCCGAACGAACGAAGGCAACGGCAUGAUCCUCUUCAACGGUGGAAUUCGACCGCCCAGAAUGGAUUAUUUCGCCAUAGAGAUCUACAUGGGUCAGAUUUACGUACAUCUCGAUUUGGGAUCUGGACCGCUGAAACAGCGCGGAACGAGAAAACGAUUGGACGACGGUAUGUGGCAUGAGGUCACCUUCCGAAGAACCGGCCGAGAUGCGAGAAUCACCGUUGACGGCGUGCACACCGAUUUCAGAACUCCAGAGGGAUCCACGAGUCUCGAGUUAGAUGGCAACAUGUACGUGGGCGGAUUGGGUCCCGCUUUCGGUGAGCCCCCUUUCAUCCCCAAAGACUUGUGGACGGGUAUCCUGCAUCGCGGCUUCAUCGGCUGCUUCAAGGAUCUGAUCGUCAACAACGUGGGCAUCGACGUGGCCGGUUACGCUCAAGAACAGGACUCCGGUUCGAUCAAACGAUCGUGUCACACCGUCCCCGAACAAUGUCCCAGUCAGCCGUGUCUGAACGGCGGCUCCUGCACGGAAGGCUGGAACCGCUUCGUCUGCGACUGCACUCAAACCACAUUCACCGGUCCCACGUGCGGAAAGGAAGCUGCCACCCUCAGUUUGAACGGUUCCCAACACAUGUCGGUCACAAUGGACAGAGAAAUGAUCACGCAAGCCGAAGACAUCAUCAUCCGCUUCAAGACGAGUAAACCGUUGGGGCUGCUGCUCAUUUCGAGCACAGUCGAAACCGGCGACCGAAUUGAAAUAGCGAUCGCUGCCGGACGAAUACGGAUCGCCUUGCGAUUGGCAGUCAAGGAUAAGAAGCUCGAGGAUAAGGAGAAAGACAAAGUGCUACUCAUCGGCCAGAACGUGAACGACAACGAAUGGCACACCCUGAACUUUGCGCGACGAGGAUCGACCAUAAAAAUGCAGCUGGAUCACCAAUCUCCGAUCAGAGCCGAGUCGAUAACCGGUCGUUAUCAGACAUUGCAAUGGCGCAGUCUGCAUCUGGGCGGGUUGUACCACCUGGAGGAGGAGAUUGCGAUGACGACGACGGUGCCGAACUUCGACGGCGAGAUCCAACAGUUCUACUUCAACGACGUUCCCUACUUGGAACUGGCCCGUGCGCUGAGCACAGAGAGGACGAUCGAAGGAUUUCCCACCAUCAAGGUCUCCGGCAAGUUCGUGAAGCACGCCACGAACAACCUGCACCGACCGGUCACCUUCAAAUCGAAGCACACCUUCAUCGGUCUGCCGAUGUUGAGAGCUUACGGCACCAUUCACAUCGACGUCAUGUUCAAGACGCGCGAAGCCAACGGACUGAUUCUGUUCAACGGCGGCAAAAAGGAAGACUUUGUCGCCAUAGAACUCGUCGAAGGUCACGUGCACUACAUCGUCAACGUCGGAGACGGCGUCGUUUCCAUCAAGGACAACUGCAAGUCUCACUUGAACGACAAUCGCUGGCACACGAUCACGAUCCGACGACCCACGGCCAAGCAACACACCUUGAUGGUUGACGAGGACGUGGUUGUGGCACAGAACCUGGGCGUCGGCAAUCUCGACUUGGACGGCAUCCUCUACUUGGGAGGCGUCUACAAGGACUUGUACGCCCUCUUACCGGAAGCGGUGCGCAGCAAACACGGUUACGAGGGUUGUUUGGCGGGCAUCGACUUAAACGGCGAGAGUCCCAACGUCGUCGAAGACGCCACCGUCCACAGUUCGUUGGUGGUUUCGGGAUGCGAAGGUGACUCUCAUUUCAUAAUCGAUUCGUCCUUUAUUAUUCGAUUGACACACGAUCUUUUCGCAGGACAAUCGGCGAAAUGCAGCCACAACGUGUGCGCCAACGCCGGACUGUGUGUGCAACAAUGGCACACGUACACCUGCGACUGCGACAUGACCUCCUUCACCGGACCCACAUGCUCAGAUGAAUCAGUCUCGUAUGAAUUCGGACCGAAUCGCGGCAUUAUUACUUACACGUUUCCAGAAGAACGAAGACCGGAAACGCAGGAAGAUUCGAUCGCCCUCGGUUUCAUGACCACCAAAUCGGAUGCAGUUUUAUUACGAAUUAUCAGUGGCACUUCCAACGACUACAUCGAGAUGUAUAUUGUCGAAGGGAACGUGUUCGUCGUUUACAAUCUAGGCACAAACGACCAUCCUCUGGGCGAAAUAUCCGUCAAAGUAAACGACAACUCGUAUCACGUGGUCAAAUUCCACAGAACUGGACACAACUCAACACUGCAGAUCGACGACUACAACGUUCAAACCAGUUAUCCAGGAGGUCAAGAAUUGCAAAUCUUCAACGCCCAAUCGCAAAUUCAGAUCGGCGGUAAGUGGUCCAGGGGCGGAAAAUCGAACAGAAUUGAGAGACCCUUUGCUGGCAUAAUUUCGGGCGUCGUCGUCAAUGGUCUGCGAGUUCUCGACCUGACAGCCGAAAAAGACAUCCAUGCGUCGUUACGCGGCGACGUUCAGCUGUUUUCCGGCAUCUUGGACAAGGACAAACUCGAACGACAAGAUCACCUGUCCAAAAUGCAGCAAACUCCCGCUUCCGGUUUCCCCGGCUUGGAAGACGACCUGGUAUUUAGCGGCGCCGGAAGCGGCUGUCAAGGAGACGAUGAGGACGAAUGUCCUCCUCUACCGGAAACCGGUAGUGGCGACGACGAUCUGAUAACGCCGGUUUACGUGCCACCGACGAAACCGUCCACCACCACGUCUUCGAAUUCCCGAGGAGAAAAUGGAAAAAAAGUCAAAGGUGACGUAGGAGGAAAGCCGUGCGACGACGAAGACUGUUUCGUCGGAAGUGGCAGUGGAGAAGUUACGGAAGAACAAGUCGGCACUACUAGAAUUGAAACUCCGGAAUCAACGACGCCAACCGAAACAUUUAUAUUCACAACAUCUUCCGAUUCUGCAUCGUCGACAACGCAACAGCAAACGACGCAACAACAACAACAACAGCAACAGCAACAAUCGACGACGACGACGACGACGACGACUCAGCAGCAGCAGACAACGCGAGAAGAAACUUCCUCGUCGUCGUCUUCUUUGUCGUCUUCGACAACGUCGACCACGACAAGGAGAGACUACUUCAUAACGGAUCCUCCCGUCGUGAUCGUGCACAACCCACCGAUUCCCGACUAUCCUUCCAACCACUAUCCGCGUCCUUCGAAGCGACCGCCGGAGCGAGUCAGUUCGGAAACGUCGGAGAUUGUCGCCCUCAUUAUCGGAAUAAUCGCCGGAGCACUGAUCGCCGUCAUUUUGAUCAUACUGGUGAUUCUGAAGUUCCGAUCGCGUAGCGACCGUUCCUUUAAAAUCGACGACUCCAAGUCGGUGUAUCGAACGCAGCAAGCCGCUCUUUUGGGCCACAACAACGGGAACCAGUCGCUAAAUGGAGCGUUGCGUAACGGGAACAAUUCCGGUUUGACGACGAACGGCGGCGGUGGCGGCGGCGGCCUCGGCGGUGACAAAAUGAAGAAGAAACGCGACAGCAAAGACAUUAAGGAAUGGUACGUUUGAAUCGGUUCGGCGGUUCAGCGGUUCAGCGAGUGUUUGUUCCGGUUCCGGGAAAUGGGACGAACGAUUUUGUGUGGGUGUUUGCUUCGUUUUUGCCCCUCCCCUUUUCUCAAACUCAACUCAUUAUUGUCGCAAGGAAAAAAAAGAAGAGAAAUAGAAAAUUGACUGAAAGAAAGAUUUGAUUUCUCAAUCGGGACUUAACUUGUACAUAGGUAAAGAGAAAAAAAGAAAGAAAUGUCUUCGUGGCCGAGCCUCAAUUCGGGGUCAGGUUUCCGUCCGUCCUAAUUGCGAAAUAUCGAAUCCAUAUCAGUUUUUUACCGACGGAAACGCUCGCUUAUUGUGCCCGGCAGCGAACUGUUGUCCACUUAAUUACGAAUCACACCCCUGUAUAUUAUAAAUACAUAUACAUAUAGCAAUAUAACAAUAUUUAAAGAAACCUAACCUACCAGGAGAUAAAUUAACAAAUAAAUAGUUCAUUGUUUGUUUGACUCGUGUAUUAUAAAUAAAAUUGAUGAAUUGUAAAGUAGUUGAUUGAUGAACGAUAGACGAUUGACGAUUGACGAUUGACGAUUGACUGAUGAUUGACGAUUGAUUGUUUGGAUUAUAUAUAUAUGAUAUAUCAAAGAUUAAUUAUUAUUAAUAUAGUCGACUUUUUUCUAUGUUGUUAUUAUUAUUAUUAUUAUUUGUUUAGUAAGCUAUAAAUAAAAACACUAAUUGCGUUUAA
This is a messenger RNA of Aethina tumida (small hive beetle), 6096 nucleotides long. Its product is annotated as neurexin-1. Lineage: Eukaryota; Metazoa; Arthropoda; Insecta; Coleoptera; Nitidulidae. The coding region runs from base 420 to 5375 and encodes 1651 amino acids. The transcript is spliced from 21 exons. The record is from RefSeq and is a predicted model, not a curated record.